Molecule: messenger RNA, 1389 nt
Organism: Danaus chrysippus (African queen)
Lineage: Eukaryota; Metazoa; Arthropoda; Insecta; Lepidoptera; Nymphalidae
Source: the annotation of a GenBank genome assembly
AUGGAAAAUAAUGAUAAUUUGCGUAAAGAAUUAUAUUGUGUCUUAUUUCCUGGUAUUGUUAAGAAUGAUGAAAAGGCUAUACAGUGUAUGGGUGGUAUGAAGGCUCUUUCACAGCAUUACACUCAAGCUAAUAAAAAACGACUGGGAUUCAGCUUUCAACCAGAUAAUCCUUUUAUGAAGAAAAUAUAUGCUGACGCAAAACCCAGCGCCGGUGUCCUCUUUAAAAUAAAGGUUAAGAAAACUAGAUCGGGUAAUGAGGUUAAGAAAGAAGUCAUUUCAACAUCUAUUGUUGGAACUGUGAAGAAAAUUAAUAGGUUUGAAUCAAUGUGUGACUUCCAAUACUUACCACUCACAACACCACAUGUAGAAGGUGAUAAACCGCAAUGUCUUAUAGAACAAAUUAUACCUUCGGGCCUGGAUGAACUGAAUUCAAUAUUGGAACCCACACCUCUUUUUAUAACACCAUCAAACUUUACGAGAUCAGACAAACCAAUAACAUACUGCUACACAGAAAAACGCUAUGUGACAAAGGAUAUGAUGAAAGGCGAGUCGCCAAAUGACGAAGUACAUAAGACGAGGGUGGAGAGGUCUUUGCAUUUACCCAGAUUUAUAUUUUCACUGAAUGAAGAGUUACCGACUGAACCCAAUGAAUAUUAUAUUAAAUUAAGAAAUGCAAGACAAGCUUUGAAUCCUUGUUUGGAAGAGGAAUAUAAUACAGUGGCAAAGCUCUUUGAAGAAAGACCGAUAUGGUCGUUGAAUCUAGUCAAGUUUCAUACAAAGAUAAAGGUGUCAUCUCUUAAGGUGAUAAUGCCGUGUCUCGCAUUAUACAUGAGAGAAGGUCCUUGGAGGAUGUUGUGGACAAGAUUUGGAUAUGACCCUAGAAAAGAACCGGGUGCAAGGAUUUACCAGACCCUAGACUUUAGGAUGAGACAUGCAGCCGGUGUCCACUCUAUGGUGACAACUCGUGAUGAGUUUGUUCAUUGCAAGAAGAAAGAUAGAAUUAAGAAUUUAAGUAAGAGUGCUAUCGAUGACCUCUCAGUAGAGGACACGGUAUGUGAAGGCGCUGUUUACUUUAGACCUGGAAUGGCCCCAACUCAGAGACAAAUAUACUACCAGUAUUGUGAUGUAUACCUGCCAGAAGUCCAAGAACUAGUGUCUCUGUCCCCGCCAGCCGGGUACACGUGUCACGAGCGUCGCGGCUGGCUGCCUCCAGACACGGACCAGCUCUGUCGGGACCACAUCUUCAAAUACGUCAUGCAGACCCUACUAUCUACUAAUCGUGUUAAGUGUGAGGAUGUGGUUGGUACUGGCGGCGAGAGUAGCUCUGAUGACGCGGACGAAACAGCGAAUGCUUCUGUCGCUGAAGUUGAUGAAUCUAUUAAUACAUGA